AUGGCUAUUUGCCGGAAGGUGUGGUACCAGCUCCGGUACAAGUAUCGACAGAACAGGAUGCGUGAGCUGGCAUCUAUUCGCAAAGGCGAAUCCCGGUUAGAAGAGUGUCUCACAGGACCUGCACGAGACGCUGUCGAAGGAUGGCUCGAUAAUCCUAAUUCAGUGCCGCUCGUGAUCAAAACGCUGCAGCGACUGUACGGGCGACCUUCACUCGUCGUGAAGGAUCUGCUGGAAAAGGUACGGCGCACAGCAGCACCCAGGCCAGAACAGCUACACGAGCUCAUCACGUUUGGACUGGCGGUACUACAUUUGUGCGACCAUCUUAGCAACGCAGACUUGGCACAUUACCUCUCUAACCCGGAGCUGUUAGAAGAACUGGUGGAAAAACUACCUGCAACGAGACAGUUAGAAUGGGUGAGAUACAGCAAGAAAUACCUACAUCCAACAUUAAAGGAGUUUGGCAUGUUUAUGGACAAGCUGGUUGACGAGGCUAGUGCAGUCACGAAGUACGUUCAACCGAAGGCCAAUGUACAUCGCCCAGCACAUCGCAUGCACGUGCAUAGCUGUGCAAGUAGUGAAAUGUCUGUUGUACUAAGCACACCACCUCGCGAGAGACAAACACCUACACUCGAAAUUCCUUCGACACCGUGUCACCUGUGCAAGAACACGGGUCACAAACUAAGAGAAUGCGAAGCGUUCAAGCGCAUGUCUCCCGUGGAACGUGUUGAGGCUGUGACACGGAUGAAGCUGUGCCGCAACUGCCUUGCAAAUCACGGAACGAAGCCUUGUCGGUCGAAAUUCUCCUGUGGCGUCCCGGGUUGUGGUGAACGGCAUCACAGCUUAUUGCACCGGUUGAUGGAAGGGGCGACCGCCCAAACAGCACAGUGUCAAACGCAUCAACAUAGUGCGAAUUCAACUCUGUUUCGUGUAGUGCCCGUGACGGUAUACAAUGGGAACAGGCGAGUUGACACGCACGCAUUUCUCGAUGAAGGAUCAUCAUUGACGCUGAUUGAAGAUACUCUAGCUGCGAGUAUUGGAUUGAAGGGCCAUCCGGACCCACUUGAGCUGCAGUGGACCGCCAACGUAAAGCGCAAGGAGGAAUCUUCGCAUUUGACCAGCCUAGAGAUCUCUGCACGCGGGGGAGAGCGGCGCUAUCCAAUAGCGGCCGCUCAUACGGUUAAACAGCUAAGUUUGCCACAACAAAAAAAUGAUUAUUCCACACUGAUAAGUUCUUAUGACUACUUACAGGAUCUGCCAGCUGAACAACACGAAGAUGGUAUGCCGAGAAUCCUUAUCGGCUUGGAGAACGUGCACCUACUUACACCGCUGGAGUCUCGGUCUGGUCAAUCUGGAGGACCGAUCGCAGUGAGGACGGUGUUAGGAUGGUCUGUUUACGGGCCACAUAAGGAAAACACCACCAAGCGUCAACCAGCGACGGCCAACAGCAACAGGGCGAGCCAGCAGCAGGAUUUAUCGGCCCCUAUCGGACAUGUGCCAGAGAUGAACGCAGUAUCGCUGCUUUGUGAUGAUCAUGCUGUGGCAAACCAGCAGCACCCUUGCAACUUCUCUUCACCAACGGCAACGGCCGCCAGCUACCGUACCAUCAGAGGCGCUGACUACCAUCAUCACCGAGUGACGAUACCGGGUGGUGAGGUAGUAUCCAUCACCAAAAACAUACAGCAGGAACAGCAGCGUCGACGAAUCCUGACAACCUUCAGCAGCACGGCGGUCGAUAAACAACCGCUACCACGGCCGAAUGCAAGCAUUUGCAGCCAAUCAAACAUUUGCAGCAACAAUCCCAGCAGCAACAACAACGCGUACGAUACACAACAGCCGUCGCGCAUAUCCCGUACAAACUCGAUGGCAUUGACCGCUACGAUUGCUUUACCGCUACGAGAGCAGACGGAAAGCGAAACACAAAAAAUGUAA
This is a messenger RNA of Anopheles coluzzii, 1929 nucleotides long. RefSeq lists its product as uncharacterized. Bases 1 to 1929 code for a protein of 642 amino acids. The record is from RefSeq and is a predicted model, not a curated record. Lineage: Eukaryota; Metazoa; Arthropoda; Insecta; Diptera; Culicidae. The transcript has 2 exons.